Astrephomene gubernaculifera is the source of this 851-nucleotide messenger RNA. The record is from the annotation of a GenBank genome assembly. Lineage: Eukaryota; Viridiplantae; Chlorophyta; Chlorophyceae; Chlamydomonadales; Astrephomenaceae.
GUACCUGACCCUCCGCUCCGUGAAGACUCGGCGGUUCCAGUCGCUGAGCCACCAGAAGACCUUCCAGCUGCUGGCGGUGGCGGUGCUGGCGGGCAUGUUCUGGUGGCAGAUCGGCGCCCACCUGUCCUCCUCGCAGGCGGUGUUGGAUGUGGGCGGGCUGCUGUUCUUCAUCGAGCUGUUCAUGGGCUUUGCAACGCUGUUUGCAGCGCUCUUCACCUUCCCAGCGGAGUUCCAGAUGCUUGUCAAGGAGCGGCAGAGCGGCAUGUACCGGCUGUCCGCCUACUACGUAGCGCGCACCCUCUCCGACCUGCCCAUGGACUGCCUGCUGCCCUCGCUCUUCGUGGCCAUCGUGUACUGGAUGGCGGGGCUGAGGCCGGAGGCGGGUGCGUUUUUCUCCUGCUGGUCCUCCGUCCUGCUUAUCGUGCUGACCAGCCAGUCCAUCGGACUGCUCAUCGGGGCCACAGUCAUCAACCCGCAGAACGGCCAAACCAUCGCCACCAUCUUCAUGCUCACCACCAUGCUGGUGGGCGGGUACUACGUGCGCGGCAUCCCCGUCUGGAUCGCGUGGCUCAAGUACGCCUCCUUCAUCUACUGGGGCUGGAACCUCCUGCUCAAGAUUGAGUUCCGGCACCGCCUCAUGGAGGGCUGUGAGGGGCUGAGCGAGGCGGAGCGCGCGGGGCAGGGCGCGGAGGCGCUGGCAGCGGGGGAGUGCAGUGUGGCGCAUGCGGGGAUAUACACGGUCAAUGUGGAUGAGGGCGUCCAGAAGGAGGUGUGCAUCUUGAUCGGCAUGCUCAUCUUCCUGCGGCUCUGCAUCUACUUCGCACUGCAGUACAAGACGACGUUCAGGGGGG